Molecule: messenger RNA, 1839 nt
Organism: Scatophagus argus
Lineage: Eukaryota; Metazoa; Chordata; Actinopteri; Scatophagidae
Gene: fxyd6
Product: FXYD domain containing ion transport regulator 6
Exons: 8
Coding region: 246-551 (101 amino acids)
Biological process (GO): regulation of sodium ion transmembrane transporter activity
Cellular component (GO): membrane
Molecular function (GO): sodium channel regulator activity
Source: RefSeq, a predicted model, not a curated record
AGAGAGAGAGGGAGAGAGCGACAGAAAGGGUUCAACGCACUGGAUAAGCAGUCACUCCAGGAGUCUAUCCAUCACAUCUGUGUUUUUAUUUCCCCAGGACAAAUAGAUGUGUGCAGCGUGUACAUAUUGACAGAUGAGAAUAUUUGGAACAAAAGCCUUUUGAGACAAACUGAUUGAUUUUUUUUUUCUUUUUUGUGGGUGGAUUUCAGUUUGGCCCACAAUCCGCUGGAUAAACAAGUGUUGCCAUGGAAACUAUUUUGCUCUUCCUCUCUUCACUCCUGGUGUGUGUGGCUGCUGUAGCAAACAGCAGUGAGCAGGAUGACAAAAAGAAAGAAGAAAACCCAUUUGUUUACGACUAUGAGACCCUGAGGAUUGGGGGGUUGGUGUUUGCCGUGGUGCUGUUCGCGUUGGGCAUCCUGCUCAUCCUCAGUCGACGAUGCCGCUGUGGUAUCAACCAGAAGCCCAGCGCCCCCGGAGACGAGGAGAAACAGGAGGAGAACCUGAUUGUCCCCAUGGCCACAGCGGUUGCAGAGACUGCCGCAGAGAACUGAAGCAAGUCCACUGCAUUGAACUGCCUUCUGAAAUGAUAAUCGUUUUUAUUUGCUUUUAAGCCACUAUAACCGUGGAUAAAUUAAUGAUUGUGAUAUUGUUGUUAUAAACAGGUUAAGAGGGGAAAUGUAAUAUGUACAUAAGUCUUGUGCCCCAAAGGCAAUCCUUUAGCCUGUUGUGCUCCUUUGUGACCGUGCCAGUCCCUCAGUGCUCUCGUCUGUUCCUGUGCCUUUCUGUGACGGUCCCUCACUCCACUUCCUUGUCUUAGCAAGUAGCAUCUCUGACACAAGGUUGUCUAUGAAGCCCCAGAGGAGUUUUUAAUGUUUUGUGGUCCGCUGUUCAUUGUUUUGUACUUCUAAUUAUAGCCUUUAGGUUUUAGAUUUUGUCACUUUGUUGUUUAUUUUGUCAACUGUCCUGGAUAAUGUUUGUCAUAUUUGGCUUAUAACAUUUAUGCAUAUAUGCUGUAUACAGAGCAUAACUAUAUAUAUGAAUACAGAUAGUUUGUGGAGAAGAGUUAGAUGUCCUUCGUUUAGGUCUGCAUUUGAAUGGCCGGGUGUUUGUGUGCACAUGUGGCCAUAUACUGUGUGCGCAAGCAAAUCCUGUACAUGUACUGUAUGAUUGUGCGUAUAUGACAAGUGUAUCUCUACAUGUAAAUGUGACGCACCUUAUAUAAGACAAUCUCAACUGCCACAGCUCUCUGACUGAGCACAGGAAAGGUUCACAGGUAUCUGCAUGAGCUCCUCCACUGUGCCAUCUAUAGUGGAGGGAGCUCCUGCGUCAGCUGUCUCACUGCCUUCUUCUCCUUCACACAUCCACUCCACUGGCUCCACCAGGAUUAACUAGUCUGCUGCAAACUGUGAUUAGUUCCCCCACACACACUCACUAGCAAAGUAAAUCCGUGGAGUCUGGUUCUGUUUCUUUUCUCUUUCUUGUUUGUUUAUUAAACUGCUUAGUGAAUCUCUCCAAUGGCGUGAUGCUUUAAAUGGCCACACAUGUAGUACAUUCCUGAAAAUGAGAGACAAAGUUUGAAAUAGACAUUAUUUAUGUGCAAGACGACAUUUUUAGUAGCCUAAUGUAAGGCAAAUCAUAGCGAGACAACAAAUGAACGGUCCUUGUUGUGAAGCUGCUGUCAGGCCAGACUUCCACCAAUCUUACGUCUGAGUGUACACGUUUUAGAGAAGACUGCUAAAACAGGAAAAUCCAUGUUCAUUCUAUGCAUGAGGCCUUGUUGUGUAGCAAUCUAUUGUGCUUUUGUCAUAAAUAAAUAAAAGUAUGUCUGACCACAUACAA